AUGGCUUCACCACGCAACUCCAUCGACAAACAGAACCAGAUCGAACUUGUCGAAGCGACACCAGUGGAAGAUGUCCUCCUCGAACGCUUUCCCCUAAUCAGCAACAAGUCAAAAGAAGAACUCGACACAUUGAACAAAGCCGUCGUGCGCAAACUAGAUUGGAAAUUUCUGCCAUGCAUUACUGCGAUGCUGUUGAUGAACUACCUCGACCGCAUCAACGUCAGCAAUGCCCGCCUCGCCGGAAUGCAACCCGACGUCGGCAACAUGUCCGACGUCGAAUGGUCCGCCGGAAUAUCCAUGUUCUACGUCGGCUACAUCAUUUCGCAAGUCCCAGCCAACGUCAUCAUCGCUAAAGGCAAGCCUCGUCUGCUACUCCCUCUUGUCAUGCUCGGCUGGUCCUCUGUUACGAUUUGCAUGGUGGCAAUGAAAUCCGCUUGGUCGUUUAUGUUGUGUCGAUUUUUGGUUGGAUUAUUGGAAGGUCCUUUCCUGCCUGCUGUUUCGCUGAUGACUUCGUCGUGGUAUACGAAGCAGGAGUCGCCGUUGAGGAUGGCGAUUUGGCAUGCGGGGAAUAUUAUCUCGAAUGUGUUUUCGGGGCUCAUUGCUGCGGGCGUGUUGACGAACAUGGAUGGAAUUGCGGGCUUGCAUGCUUGGCAGUGGUUUAUUCUGAUUGAAGGCAUCGUCUCAAUCGCCGUUGCUGUGAUAGGCUUCUGGGGGAUCCCAAACUGGCCUGGAAGCACAGGAACCUAUUACUUCACUCCCGAGGAAAGUGCGAUGGCGGAGUAUCGAGCUGCUGUUUCUGCUGGUGGACGAACCGAAGACGACGAAGGGGACUACUGGGGAGGAGUCGUACAGGCUUGCAAAGAUCCUUUCACCUGGAUAUUUGCGUCACUCCACUUUUUCCUGAUCAUUGCUCAGUCGUUCAAGGAUUUCUUGCCGUCGAUUAUCAACACAUUCGGGUUUUCCCAGGUUGGGACCUACCUCAUCCAGGCUCCGCCGUAUCUUAUGGCUUACUUUGUCACCCUCGCCAUUUCCUGGUCAAGUGGUCGUCAUCUCGAACACUGCUGGCAUAUCAUCGGCAGUAUCUUGAUGUGUCUUGUUGGCGCUGUCAUCAUGAUCUCCACACUCAAUGUUGGAGCGAGGUACUUCUCGAUCUUCCUUCUCUGCUCUGGGCCAUUUGUGGGACUGAACAUCCAGAUCUCAUGGGAGACUACUGUCGUGCCUCGCCCGCGAACCAAGCGCGCGGCUCUGAUCGCAAUCGCAAAUUGUGUCAGCAGCGUUAGCCACUGGUUCACGCCGUACUUCUUCUUGAGAAGCCAGGAGCCUAGAUACCAGAUUGGUGGCGGGGCCAUUAUUGUUGGUUGUGGCUUGACAAUCGUAUCGUGCCUCGUGGCGAGGUGGUGGUGUCUGAGGAAAAACAAGGGGCUAGACAGGCGGGCAGAAAUCAGUGGUGAGGAUAGUGGUUGGAGGUACGCCACGUGA
Cercospora beticola is the source of this 1479-nucleotide messenger RNA. RefSeq lists its product as uncharacterized. NCBI's taxonomy places the organism in Eukaryota, Fungi, Ascomycota, Dothideomycetes, Mycosphaerellales, Mycosphaerellaceae. Gene Ontology annotation, biological process: transmembrane transport. Gene Ontology annotation, molecular function: transmembrane transporter activity. Gene Ontology annotation, cellular component: membrane. The record is from RefSeq and is a predicted model, not a curated record.